GUUAAACUGGAUCCAUAGCAGUGAGACUCGCCACUUCCCCAACACUGACAUCGACAGAUAACUCUCGGUAACUCCACACAACUCCACACAACUCUGUUGAGUAACGCAGAUCAGUUCCUGUUUAAUGCACUAGGAGCUGUCCACAAGCACCAAACCAUGGCUUACAGGCUCACAGUGAUCGAUUAACCUGCUGUCAUAUUGCUUCAUAGAUGCUUUCAGAUGUACAGAGGGCUUUUGGUUUUGUCUCUGUAGACUGAACCCUGUCGACACAUCAGAUAAGAUAUUCUCCAAGAAAUCUUGAGGCUGGGCUGUUCAUGAGGAGACAUGAGGAAGUGCAGUCCAUGGAUGUUUCUGCCUGUAAUGUUUUCUUUCUUCACAGCUGCUGGUCUCUGGGUCGUGUAUUUCAUUGCUGUGGAGGGUGAGAAAAUCACCCCACUCAGUGCAGAGUACAAUAGGUCAGAAUCAAAACCUCCUCCAUAUAUCAGUAUUGCAGGCAAUGCUCCACCUGCCAGCUGUGUGUUCAGUCAAGUCAUGAACAUGGCAGCCUUUGUAGGCUUCGUUCUGGGAGUGCUGCGAUAUCUGCAGCUGAAGCCCAGAGCACAUAAACCCUGGCUCAACAUCAGCAGUCUGGGGGCUCUGUCUCUUGCCUGCUUUGGUAUGACUUUAGUUGGGAAUUUCCAGCUGUCCAGCGUUGAGGAGGUGCACAACAUUGGCACGUUUAUGACCUUUGGGCUAGGAACACUGUUCUGCUGGGUCCAGUCUUUCAUGACCCUAAAGGUCAACCUGAGGAAUGAAGGCAGGCGAGCAGGAAUCCCUCGCUUCCUGUUGUCCGGAGCUGUAACUUCCUGCAUGUUGCUUUACUUCGCUCUGAUGGCUCAGCGGCUGCACAUGCACGCGGCCCGCACUCAGUGGGCUCUGGUCAUGUUCUUCCUGAUGUACCUGGCCACGUUCGCCAUUGAGUUUCGCCACUUCCAUUUCAAGAUAGUGUGCAGCGACGAGCAGGACCCUCCACUCAGCCUCUCCGGGGUCUCCGAGUACCAGUCCGACCAGCUCUAGUCCCACUCUUCAGCGUCUGUGGAGCCUCGUACUUCUUCCAGUGUUCGCCAGUGACCAGUCCUGCAUGUAAACUGAAUGUAAUCUCUCUAGGAAGACCUUCGGACGAGUACGUCUUCUGAACCUGUUGGUAGGCUUUCGCAAAAGCAACAAAUUCUGGAAAUGCACAAGGAUUUACUGUGACGUGCUCCAUGUUUGUGUGUCAGAUGAGCGAAGCAACAAGGACACUGGAGAACAUCUCAAUACAGGAACAGUUUCUAGCAAGAUGAUCCAUUAAAUGUACAAUUUGUAAGAUCUUUGCAGUAAAAUAUAAAAAACCACUAGGCUAUUGUUAUAUAUUUUGUCCAGCUGAUUACUAGCAAUAUCUCUAAUGUUUUGAACUACUUGUAAAUCAUAAGAAUAUUCCCAUUUUAAACAGUGACACGGGGCAGUGCAGUCGCCUGUCAAUGAUGUUAGUUACCCUUUGUUACCGCCUUUACUGACGUAGGAACCACAUGACAACAGCGUCAUGGACAAAUGGGGACGUAGCUUCGCGACAAACUUCAAUUAGAUAGAGAUGCCGAUCUCGCUUGUGUUUUACUCGACAGGUGAGUUGUUUUGAUUCGUAUCUUUACAGAAAACGUAUGCUAUUAUAAUGAUCAACAAGAUUAGCAUUAUGGGGCAUACACGCCAAACGUGGGGCAUCGCGUCUGAUCCAUAGUCUGAUCAUGUCUUUGCAUUGACUUUGUAUGUAAUCUACUCGCGCAAAUCGUUGAACUCGCAUUAAAUCCAUGAUUAAUCUUUCCGAAGACAACAAAUCCCAUCAUUCCUCGCUCCUUAGCAUCAUCAAACCACGUGAUUUCUAUUGUUUUGAUAGUGCGCCCUCUAGUGGCAGGUCCUACAACCUGUACCUUUAAAGCUGCAGUAGGUAACUUUUGUAAAAAUAUAUUUUUUACAUAUUUAUUAAACCUGUCAUUUUGUCCUGACAGUAGAAUAUGAGACAGAUAAUCUGUGAAAAAAAAUCAAGCUCCUCUGGCUCCUCCCAUUUGCAGAAACUCCAUCGCUCCCGGUAAGAAACAACCAAUCAGAGCUGCGGUCCGUGACUUUGUUUGUGUUCAAAAUGUAGAAAAAUGUAUAUAAUAAACGAGUACACCAUGAAUCCAUUUUCCAAACCGUGUUUUUGGCUUCUCCUGAAUCACUAGGGUGCACCUAUAAUAAGUGUUUAUAUUCGGACUAUUUUAGAUUGCUUCGGGGGUACCGCGGCGGAGUAACCCAGUACCUUUGUGAUUCUUCAUAGACAUAAACAGAGAGAAGUAGUUACGGCUACGAUGUUCUUCCACAAGACGCAAGCAGUUUAUUAACCGCUAGAGCGUCAAAAGUUACCUACUGCAGCUUUAAGAAUCACAGUUUAUAUUCUGUUGUUGUUUACCCUUUUGGUUACUUCAAAUCCAUAUGCUGUUAUUUUAUUUUUUUUUUUCCUGUGGAAGCUUCUGAAGACACCGCAUACAGGUUUGGAAACUUCAUUUAAAGGGACAGUUCAAACCAAAAUAAAACUUUUGUCAUCAUUUACUCACCCUCAAGUUGUUCCAAACCUGUAGUUUCUUUCAUUUGUUGAACAUUAAGAUAUUUUGAAGAACGUUGGUAAGCAAACAGUUGCUGAUAGCCAUAGUAUAAAAAAAAAUUAAAUACAAUGGAAGUCAAUGGCUACCAUCAACAUUCUUCAAAAUAUCCUCUUUUGUGUUCAACAGAACAUACAGAUUUGUAACAAAUUGAGGGGGAGUAAAUUAUUUGUAUUUUUGGGUAAACUAUACCUUCAAUAUCAAGAAGAAACUCCAUUUGAAAUUGAAUCAGAUGUAUUGUAUUCAUGCAACCGCAUUUAAUUUUGAGACUGUCCUGCUUAACCUUAUACAUUUUUUUUUUUUUUUAUACUUGAUGUUGAGGAUUGUAAAACAUCUCUGACAUUGGUCAUAAACCUGUAUUUUGUCACUAAAACAGACAUCUGUUCUCAGGUGCUGGUGUAUCUAGAUGUUACAAAUGUGAUUUGUUCGAUGUUUCCAUUUGAAAUAAAAUUUUACAACAACA
Molecule: messenger RNA, 3114 nt
Organism: Carassius gibelio (silver crucian carp)
Lineage: Eukaryota; Metazoa; Chordata; Actinopteri; Cypriniformes; Cyprinidae
Product: transmembrane protein 150C
Exons: 9
Coding region: 325-1056 (243 amino acids)
Source: RefSeq, a predicted model, not a curated record